GUUUAUUCUAAAUUAACUUUAGUGAUUGUAAAAAUUAAAUACAGAAAUGGCAGAUGAUGUAUCCGAAGAAGAAACGAAUGUCGUUCAAAUACAAGAACCAGAAGAGAAAGACGCCGGCGUGACCGACGAAAGGGUUAAAUUUGUUCAAACAGUCGCUUUAGCUGAGGGUGAAUUAGAUAGUCCGAUUAAUAUCAACUUAACAUAUACCGUGCCAAUUGACCUACCCCCCUUAUACUUUGCGCAUUACGAAGUUUUAACGAAAAAAGUAAAAUUAAAAAACAACGGCAGAACAAUGGUUUUAAAUUGUACUUGGCAACCAAAACAACCUGUGCCCUAUUUAGUGGGCGGUCCGUUCACUGAUAGAUACGAAUUUUCACAAUUGCAUUUCCACUGGGGUAACACAUGCAUGGAAGGAAGUGAACACACCGUGGAUGGAGUACAACUACCCCUCGAAAUGCAUGUGGUGCACUUCAAAACUGAAUACCUUACACAUGAAAAAGCGGUCAAACAACCCGACGGAAUUGCUAUAGUGGUCUACCUCUUCCAAUUAGUUUUAUUUCAGUUACACGCCGAAAUCAAUCCGGCCAUUCAGACCCUACUCGAUUCCAUUGAAACAAUAGAACAUGCAGAUACUCAUGUGCGACUGGAAAAUUUCCCAUUAACUUUUAUCGUUGAACCGUUUAAUGUCGACUACUUUUUGUAUUUUGGAGCCAUACAUACAAGUGUAUUAGAUCAUAAUGUUAUAUGGUUAAUUAGCAGACAUGUAAUGAAUGUUACAGAUGACCAAAUAGAACAUUUUCGAUAUUUGUACGACGUAUUCGAUGAACCAAUGUUGAGAAAUUUUAGACCAAUACCUAUUGAUGUGGCUGAAAGAAGUGUUUUUCAUGUUUGCCCAUCGACAGUUCUUAUCUCUACUCUUUUGCAACACCUACCGCCUGAGGAUACUUAUAUUAAGCCAAAAUUAUGCAAACAUUCCGAAGAAGAAGAAGAAGAAGAGGAAGAAGAGGACGGGGAAGAAACUACAGAGCAAUCAAUCUGUUAUUGUCCAUGAAAUUUAAUUAUUUAAUGCGUACGAAAUUGUUUUCUUUAGUUAUUACUAUUUCGUGUUUUUUUUCCGUGUGAAAUAUCGAAUUACAAUUUAUAAGAUUUGAAUUGUAUUUAAUUUAAUAUUAGUUAACAAAUCCCAUACUAAAGAAAAGUCUAACGCAGCUGCAUGUAAACAUCAUAUCUAAAU
Molecule: messenger RNA, 1234 nt
Organism: Agrilus planipennis (emerald ash borer)
Lineage: Eukaryota; Metazoa; Arthropoda; Insecta; Coleoptera; Buprestidae
Product: carbonic anhydrase 2-like
Exons: 5
Coding region: 47-1051 (334 amino acids)
Cellular component (GO): cytoplasm
Molecular function (GO): carbonate dehydratase activity; zinc ion binding
Source: RefSeq, a predicted model, not a curated record